AUGAAAAAUAGUAAACAAAUAAAUAAUAAUAAUAAUAAUAAUAAGAAAUUGGUAACAUCAGAAAUAUUUAGAUCAAAUAAUAAAGAAUUAAUAAUAGGUAGUUUAAAUAAAAUAAAUGAUUGGAUUUUAACAACAAAUAAUAUUAAAGAUAUAGAAGGUUUGGGUAUUUUCAAAUCACUUUACCAAUUAAUCGAUAAAUACAAUCAACAAUUUCAAAAUGAAGAAGAACAAGAAGAAUAUUAUUUAAUACAGGAACAACAGCAAUUAUCAUUAAUAAAUUUAGAAGAUAACGAUUUAUUUGAGGUUAUAAAGGUUUUACUCCGAUUUCUUAAAAAUUUAACAGUUAAAGAGACAAGUGUAAAUGAAACGCUUCGAUCAUUGGAUUAUAUUCAUCGUGUGGAGUUUAUAUUGAACAAUAGUUUUGAUGUAGACCUUCUAAAUGAUUCAUCAACUGUUAUCGAGUGUCUUAGGAAAUGUUUACCCAAUAGUGUCAGAACUGUAGGUGUCGGUGAAUAUAGCGAGGAAAAUGGUCAAUUUCAAUAUUCAAUAUCAAUGAAGCAAUUAACCUUUCAGGAAGUAUUUGUGGCAUGGAGAGUAUGGGAAAGUGGGAUAGGCUUUGGAAAAUGGCUAUUAGAAAAUAAAAAAAUAUUUGAAGGAAAAGAAGUAUUGGAGCUUGGAAGUGGGUUAGGGGUCUUGGGUUUUAUGGCUGGUUUAAUUUGUAAAUCAGUUUUAAUGACUGAUUAUACACCAAAGAUUCUAUCUACUUUAAAAGAAAAUUUAAAAUAUAAUUCGUCAAGAAUACCAGAAAUUAAAAAAGCAUGCUCAGUGGAAUCAUUAGAUUGGUAUAAAGACAAACCCAAGAGUUUUUAUUAUGAUAUAGUUAUUGGCAGCGAAGUGGUUUAUGAUGAGAAAAAUGUUGAUCAACUAUCAAAUAUUAUACAUCAAAGUUUAACACCCAACGGGGUUUUUUAUAGUGCAUGCGCAUGUGUAAGAAGAGGAAUACCAGAGUUCAAAAAAGCAAUGGAAUCUAGAGGUUAUCAAGUAAAUUUAUCAAUUUUCCCAAAAAGAUACGUCCCAGACACAAAAUAUGAAACCAUAUUUUUUGAAUGCAGAAGAAAAAAAUAA
Dictyostelium purpureum is the source of this 1125-nucleotide messenger RNA. RefSeq lists its product as uncharacterized. The coding region runs from base 1 to 1125 and encodes 374 amino acids. Lineage: Eukaryota; Evosea; Eumycetozoa; Dictyosteliales; Dictyosteliaceae. The transcript has 2 exons. The record is from RefSeq and is a predicted model, not a curated record.